AAAGAGAAUAUAAAUUUUCUAUUCGCUGUGGGUGGCGGUUCGGUCAUAGAUGGUACGAAAUUUUUAGCGGCAGCAGCUUUAUUUGAAGGAGAUACUUGGGAUAUACUAAAGAAAGGAAUACGAGUCACCAAGGCGUUACCAUUUGCGAGUGUUUUGACAUUGCCAGCUACAGGCUCCGAAAUGAAUAGUGGUGCUGUCAUCACUAGAAAAUCCACUGGAGAGAAACUCGGUAUGGGAAGCCCAGUAUUGUUUCCUAAGUUUUCCUGUCUCAAUCCAGAAGUCAUCAAAUCACUCCCUCAGCGUCAGUUGAAAAAUGGUAUAGUCGAUGCCUUUACACACGUACUAGAGCAAUAUAUGACCUAUCCUAUAGGAGCAGAACUCCAAGAUAGAAUUUCGGAGAGCAUACUCAAAACCCUGAUAGAUAUAGCUCCCAAAGUCAUAUUCGAACCGUAUGAUCAGAACAUAGCUUCUAAUUUUAUGUGGUGCUGUACGAUGGCGCUCAAUGGUUUGAUUCAGAAAGGAGUUCCUACCGACUGGGCUACCCACAUGAUAGGGCACGAAUUGACAGCAAAAUAUGAUAUAGACCACGCUAUGACCUUAGCCAUUAUUUUCCCGAAUCUAUGGAGAUAUAAAUUUGAAAAUAAAAAGGAAAAACUGGCGCAAUAUGCAGAGCGUAUAUUUAGUGUAAAUACGGGAAGUACGGAAGAAAAAGCGGAUCAAGCCAUUCAGAAAACGAUUGAGUUUUUGCAUAGUAUUGAUGUGAAAACGAAAUUGAGCGAAUACACAGAAAACUAUAAUGGCUUCUCAGACGAAGUCAAGCAAACCUUUGAAACUCGGAAUUGGGUAGCGCUAGGGGAGCGAAAAGAUAUUACUCCUGAGGAUGUGAGGAAGAUUGUGGAGAUGAGGCACGAAUUGACAGCAAAAUAUGAUAUAGACCACGCUAUGACCUUAGCCAUUAUUUUCCCGAAUCUAUGGAGAUAUAAAUUUGAAAAUAAAAAGGAAAAACUGGCGCAAUAUGCAGAGCGUAUAUUUAGUGUAAAUACGGGAAGUACGGAAGAAAAAGCGGAUCAAGCCAUUCAGAAAACGAUUGAGUUUUUGCAUAGUAUUGAUGUGAAAACGAAAUUGAGCGAAUACACAGAAAACUAUAAUGGCUUCUCAGACGAAGUCAAGCAAACCUUUGAAACUCGGAAUUGGGUAGCGCUAGGGGAGCGAAAAGAUAUUACUCCUGAGGAUGUGAGGAAGAUUGUGGAGAUGAGUUGUUAG
Molecule: messenger RNA, 1263 nt
Organism: Darwinula stevensoni
Lineage: Eukaryota; Metazoa; Arthropoda; Ostracoda; Podocopida; Darwinulidae
Source: the annotation of a GenBank genome assembly